AUGUCUAACAUAAGAAGAGAGAUCUGCGCAAAUCAAUCUUCAAAAGUAGUAUGCAUUAGUAGAAAAAGAAAGUCCCCUAAUGGAUUCGCUCUUUAUUUCAAAAUGGAUAGAAGUAAACUAAAAGAAAAAUUUCCAAAUUAUAGCCCUCAGGAAAUUAUGAAGGAAGCUGGUAGAAGUUGGAAGAAAUUACCGCAAACACUAAGAAAUUCUUUUACAAUGUAUGCUAUGAAUGAUAGCUCCUUACGACAUUAUGGCCGGCCAACACCACAACCCCUAUCACCACUCCCACCCCCAUAUACACCAUUAACUACCGUCUUCGAUUAUAAAGAUUGUUGUCAUCCGGAUGAUAAAAUGUUUGAUGAACUUAUAAAUCCGGAAUCAUAUACGCCUUAG
This is a messenger RNA of Rhizophagus irregularis DAOM 181602=DAOM 197198, 393 nucleotides long. RefSeq lists its product as uncharacterized. The record is from RefSeq and is a predicted model, not a curated record. Lineage: Eukaryota; Fungi; Glomeromycota; Glomeromycetes; Glomerales; Glomeraceae.